UCCCAACAAAAAAGAGUGAUCUCGGUUUCACAAAAUGGAGCUAUCACUCUCGGCGCCACCCAUUCCAACCCCUUCACCUCCGCUGCUAAAACCGCUGGUGAGCUUCUCGGUUUCUCGUCCGAAUCUCACACCCACUCCGCCGUCUCGCCGCCCAUUACUUUCUUCACUAAAAUCAAACCAGCUCUUGAAGCUCAAAGCCACGGACUCUCAGAGAACAGCUCCGCCGCGCGCCUCCCUGGCCGAAAACAACGGCUCCACUAUGACCGAUUCCCCUAUCCCAAUUAGCUCAGGGGCUCGAAUUGGGGAGGUCAAGAGGGUGACUAAGGAGACCAAUGUUUCGGUCAAGAUCAACCUGGACGGCACUGGAAUCGCUGAUUCCAGUACUGGGAUUCCGUUUCUUGAUCAUAUGUUGGAUCAACUCGCUUCGCAUGGGUUGCUGGAUGUGCAUGUAAAGGCUACUGGUGACAUUCACAUUGAUGAUCAUCACACAAAUGAAGAUGUUGCUCUUGCUAUAGGAACGGCUUUGCUUCAAGCACUUGGCGAUAGAAAAGGAAUCUACAGGUUUGGUGACUUCUCGGCGCCACUUGAUGAAGCACUCAUACAUGUCUCACUGGAUUUAUCUGGACGACCACAUCUGAGUUAUGAUCUCCAAAUACCAACAGAGAGGGUCGGCACGUAUGACACUCAGCUGGUGGAACAUUUUUUCCAGUCUUUGGUGAAUACUUCUGGUAUGACACUCCACAUCCGGCAGCUUGCUGGAAGAAAUUCUCACCAUAUCAUUGAGGCAACCUUCAAAGCAUUUGCAAGGGCUCUCAGACAAGCAACAGAAUCUGACCCACGUCGCCUGGGGACCGUGCCAAGUUCGAAAGGCGUCUUGUCGUGCGCUUGAUGCUUCAUAUUUCUUCAGUUCCUUGAAGCACACGGUGAGGGGAUGGAUGCCGCGUUGUUGGUCUCUGUCUACAUGGCAGAUCAUUGUUGUAUAUGUAACAUUAUAAUCGCAAUAAACUUUUCCGUGUUGUUGAUUCAAUGUAGGAACAAAACCAAGGCUUUUGAUUUGUUAAAAGAGUUUAUGGAAUAACCAUCCAUUUGUUUUCUAUGAAAAUGUAAAGGGAAAUGAGAAGCAUAACAAAUAAGGAAAUGAUGGAUGAUUUGUUUUC
Molecule: messenger RNA, 1157 nt
Organism: Pyrus x bretschneideri (Chinese white pear)
Lineage: Eukaryota; Viridiplantae; Streptophyta; Magnoliopsida; Rosales; Rosaceae
Product: imidazoleglycerol-phosphate dehydratase 1, chloroplastic
Exons: 8
Coding region: 35-889 (284 amino acids)
Biological process (GO): L-histidine biosynthetic process
Molecular function (GO): imidazoleglycerol-phosphate dehydratase activity
Source: RefSeq, a predicted model, not a curated record